Molecule: messenger RNA, 2559 nt
Organism: Diceros bicornis minor
Lineage: Eukaryota; Metazoa; Chordata; Mammalia; Perissodactyla; Rhinocerotidae
Gene: METTL6
Product: methyltransferase 6, tRNA N3-cytidine
Exons: 5
Coding region: 856-1710 (284 amino acids)
Source: RefSeq, a predicted model, not a curated record
GGAGCGCGGCGGAGCAGACCAGCGCGGGGCCGAGAGCCGGGACGGCCGGCUCUCCGCAGGCCCCGGCGGCCCGGGCGGCCCAGUCUAUCCCCAGUGUCCUAAGACGGUGGAUUCUUGGGACUCUACGCCCGCGUCGCUGGGUCUCUUUCUCCCCUUCGCGCCGUGCCGGCGCUGCGAGGGCUCAGUCCCUGGAAAGCGACGCCCCGUCUGGUUCGCGCGAGCCCCCUGUGGGUGCGAUCAGGGGCUCCGACCCCCGGGGCUCCGCUCCAUCUUCCCAGGAAAAAAGGAGUCUCCCAGCCUUGGGAAACGAUGACCCACUUGUGUUUGGCAGGCGACCACCCGCCUCCGGUUCAGGCAGCUGUUGUGGUUGUUAAGCCACCCCUUUCACGAAAAUUGAUGAGUCUUUUCUCCCCAAGAUUUCUCAGUCAACUCUUGGGAGUGUCCUUUUUCUAAACGAAACCGAUUUCUUCUAAUAGUUGACUCAAGCUGGCUUGAAUUAGAGUUUGGUCCCUGAUUGUUCUGGCCGCUGCAUGUAAACCCUCUGAAAGCAGGGACCGUGUCUGGGCCCUCUUUGUGACCUCUCCUUGUAUAGCGGGCAGAGUUUGGUGUAGAGUCAGCAUGUAGUGAGUGUUGGGCGAGUUGAACUGUUUGGUGAAAGAACUGGUCUAGAACCACUAACCAGAAUCUCGUUCUUUUUCCUGGAAGGACGUGAUGCUGCCUGAGGCGUGAACGCAACCUGGGGAACCGAAUUCGAGAAAACCCUGCUUGUGUCUGCAGUAUCAACUUGGACUCCUCCGGUUGUUCAGGGAUGGAGAAUCUUCAGCAGCGUUGACUGUAUUACUGUCAACGUAUGAGAUGGCUUCUUCGCAAAAGAAAGGGCUGCAGGCAAGGAUCCUCAGUUCUGAAGAAGAGGAGAAACUGAAAAGAGACCAAGCUUUAGUGUCUGAUUUUAAACAACAAAAACUGGAAAAAGAGGCUCAGAAGAACUGGGACCUUUUUUACAAAAGAAAUAGUACUAAUUUCUUCAAAGAUAGACACUGGACCACCAGAGAGUUUGAGGAGCUCAGAUCAUGUAGAGAGUUUGAAGAUCAAAAAUUGACUAUGCUUGAAGCUGGCUGUGGGGUUGGGAACUGUUUAUUCCCACUUUUGGAAGAAGAUCCGAAUAUCUUUGCCUAUGCCUGUGAUUUUUCUCCAAGAGCAGUUGAAUAUGUUAAGCAAAAUCCUUUAUAUGACACAGAAAGAUGCAAGGUAUUCCAGUGUGAUCUAACUAAAGAUGACCUUCUGGAACAUGUGCCCCCAGAGUCUGUGGAUGUUGUCAUGUUGAUAUUUGUGCUCUCUGCUGUUCACCCUGAUAAGAUGCACCUUGUCCUACAAAACAUUUACAAGGUGUUAAAACCAGGCAGAAGUGUCUUGUUUCGUGACUAUGGGCUGUAUGAUCAUGCCAUGCUUAGGUUUAAAGCCGGCAGCAAACUUGGAGAAAACUUUUAUGUUAGACAAGACGGAACCAGAUCGUAUUUUUUUACUGAUGAAUUCCUGGCUCAGCUCUUUGUGGACUCAGGUUAUGAAGAAGUGGUGAGCGAGUAUGUGUUCCGUGAGACGGUGAAUAAAAAAGAAGGCCUGUGUGUGCCGAGAGUUUUCCUUCAGAGCAAAUUCCGAAAGUCUCCAAAGAACCCACUUCCUGUGACCGUGGGCCUAGGUCACGAGUCCUGACCUUUCCCAGGUUGACGUUUGUGCCACUCCUUGAAGAAGAAAGCUUAAAGUCACUCUUUAUAUAUUUUUAUAUUUUAGCUUUUUAAAAUGAAUAUAUAUAAUUUUUGUAUUAAAAAGUAGCGUGUGUGUGUGUGUUAUAGAAAUGCAAAUUGCAAGGCCUGAAAAGUAAAGAAAAUUUUAUGGUAUAUCGUAAUUUAGCCAUGUUGUCCAACUGGAAAAUUCCAUGAAGGAAAGCUUAGGGACUCUGUAGCACUUAAGGAGAUCCUUGUCAUUACGGCGAGUCUCUAAGUGUGUCUCCAGACAGCAUGUCAGACAAUUCUUAGAAAAAUGAGGCCAAAUAGACUAAAAUAACACAUCUAUAUGUAUUUUUAGCCUGAAGGGUUGUUCUCCUCUUUUUCCAGUGGCUCGUUUUUGCCCGUUUUUCUCCACUUCAGUUCAUUUAUGUACCCUUUCAAGACCAGUGUUCCACAAAUACCACUUUAGCUUUGUCUCAAGAACCCACCGUGGCUCCCUGCCUAAUUCUUGAGACCCUCUAUAAUUGGGCUGGUCCCUGGCCACACUGCCCUAGGGAGUGGGGGCAGGCCACCACCUAUCCUCCCCAUCUGCCCAAUGCAGUUUCUCCAGGAAUACAGCGGAUGGACUGUCCCAACUCUCUACUGGGAAAUGAGGAAGCAGUGGCUGGGAGGUAAAUGACUGGCAUGGCCAAAAUUAUGUAGCUAGUGUGGAGGUGGAAUAUGGGAAAGUCUUUCGAUUGGUCUCCUGACCCGUUUCACAGGCAUUCCAUAUAAUGACUUGACUUGAUGAAACAAAAUCAGAGUUCUUUUGGCCUGUUAGCAAAAGUUGAUCCCA